Messenger RNA from Macadamia integrifolia, 6166 nucleotides. RefSeq lists its product as uncharacterized. The transcript has 11 exons. Gene Ontology annotation, biological process: CAAX-box protein processing. Lineage: Eukaryota; Viridiplantae; Streptophyta; Magnoliopsida; Proteales; Proteaceae. Gene Ontology annotation, cellular component: membrane. Gene Ontology annotation, molecular function: metalloendopeptidase activity. The record is from RefSeq and is a predicted model, not a curated record. The coding region runs from base 322 to 5772 and encodes 1816 amino acids.
UUGUUGGCAUCUAUCUAUGGCUUUUCACCAAAAAAAAAAAUCUAUCUAUGGCUUCCUCGAAGCGAUAUUCAUUCUUUAUGGGAAGAAAGUGUUUUUUCUGCAGAUAACCUCCACCCCAGCUGAACUAUAUAGUUUACCGUCAUUUGUCCUCGCUCAUCAUCUCUCUCUCUCUCUCGCUCUCUCUUCUGGAUUGUCCCUGUAAGUUUCAAUUUCCACCAUUCAUCCAUGCACCCCUCAGCAUCUUACAAGUGAUGUUCUGCUAACAGUCAAGGAACAGAGACUAUUAAUGCGAGGAAAUCUCAUUUCUGGAAUUGUAUACAAAUGAGUCUCCAAUUGAAUCACGCUUCUCUUCACCCCCAAUCCCCUUGUCUUCAUCUCCAUGGGAUUUUGCAAAUCCAGGCCUCUCGCUUCUCGACCCGUAGAAAACUGAAACUCGACCGGACCUUCGCUCUUCGUUAUCAUGUAAGGUCUUCACUAUCGGCUUCCUUCGAGAACCUGUUUCAGAAUUUGAUUUGUCAGUUCCCCUCCGUGAACUCCUUGGAUUUGAUCGCUCCAGCUUUGGGUCUUGCAUCCGGUGCUGCGUUGUAUCUCUCUCAUUUUAAAUCCCCUCGGAAUUCUGGACUUUCUGAUAUUGGAGAGUGGAUUUUAUUCACCACCCCGACGCCGUUCAAUCGAUUUGUAUUGCUCCGCUGCCCUUCCAUGCAAUUCGAGGGGAGUGAGCUACUGCAGGAAGUCAAUGAUAAGCUCGUCAAGGAGGACAGGCAUUUCGUGAAGCUCAACGGCGGGAGGAUUCAUGUACCGUAUCCGGAUGAGAUGCAGAUGCAUGGCCGUUUUGAGGAGAAACUCGUUUAUCAGAGAGUUUGUGUCAGCACAGACGAUGGAGGUGUUAUUUCCUUGGACUGGCCAGCGAAUUUGGAUUUGACAGAGGAGCUUGGACUGGAUACGACACUGUUGCUUGUACCGGGGACAACUGAAGGGAGCACAGAUAAGAACGUAAGGUCAUUCGUAUGUGAAUCUCUGAAGCAAGGGUGUUUUCCCGUCGUCAUGAAUCCAAGGGGAUGCGCUGGUUCACCUCUUACCACUCCCCGGUUAUUUACUGCGGCUGACAGCGAUGAUGUCUGCACAGCUAUAAAGUUUAUCAACGGUGCAAGACCAUGGACAACAUUGAUGGGUGUUGGCUGGGGAUAUGGUGCAAACAUGCUGACAAAGUACCUUGCAGAAGUUGGAGAGAGAACACCCCUUACAGCCGCCGCAUGCAUAGACAGUCCUUUUGACUUAGAAGAAGCAACAAGAUCAUCCCCCUACCAUCUUACCAUAGACCAAAAGCUCAAAGGUGGACUGAUUGAUAUUCUGAGCUCUAACAAGGAACUCUUUCAGGGCAGAGCAAAAGGGUUUAAUGUGGAAAAGGCUCUGUCAGCCACAUCUGUGCGUGAUUUUGAGAAAGCCAUAUCCAUGAUUUCUUAUGGGUUUGAAGAUAUUGAAGAAUUUUAUGCGACAUCUAGUACAAGACAACUGGUUGGGAACGUGAAGAUCCCUGUUCUCUUCAUACAGAGUGAUGAUGGGAUGGUACCUAUAUUCUCCAUUCCGCGCAGUUCAGUUGCAGAAAAUCCAUUCACAAGCCUACUUCUCUGUUCUUGUUUGCCUUCUACUACUAGAAGCGAUAUUUCUGCUAUAUCUUGGUGCCAGCAUCUUGCCAUUGAGUGGCUUACAGCAGUGGAACUUGGACUCCUGAAGGGUCGACAUCCUCUUCUGAAAGAUGUAGAUGUUACCAUCAAUCCUUCAAAAGGUUUAGCUCUGCUUGAAUCUAAGGCAUCAGAUAAGAGUAGGAACAAAAAUAACCACUUGAAUCCUACACCCUCAGAUGUUUUAAGUGGAUAUUCCGUUGGUCCACUGAAGGAUGCGAUUGACGAGACUAAUACUGCUCCCCAUUUAAGAUCUGGAAGGGAUUUAGAAAGGAAGUCAAAAUUUCAAGAUGAAGGACAAGAACAACUUGUAAAUGUUUUUGUUUCACAGCAAAACAGUUUAAUCCAUGCAGAAUCACUCAAAGAGGAAGGGGAUGAUCCAGUAGAUAGUGAAAGAGGCGAAGUGCUACAGACAGCAGAAAUGGUUAUUAACAUGCUCGAUGUAAAUCUGCCUGGUACACUAGCAGAAGAACAGAAGAAGAAGGUCCUGGCAGCAGUGGAACAAGGAGAAACAGUCAUGAAAGCUUUGCAAGGAGCUGUACCAGAAGAUGUUCGUGGAAAGCUUACAGCAGCUGUUUCUGAAAUUGUGCAAACUCAAGGAACAAAUUUAAAUCUUGAUAGACUCAUGAUGAUUGGUAGGACUUCUAGUUUAUCAAAGGCAAAGUCUAAGGCCCAUGAAAAAGCUGGAGGUCCCUUAAGUUCUGAAAAUGGGUCAAGUAGCAGCAACUCUUCGGAUCUUGUGAAAACAGUUGAUGAACUGACCACUGCUUCAGACAACAAUCAGUCUGGAAUGGAGAAGCCGUCUGGGGGGAUAGAAUUAGAGCUUCAGCCUCCAUCAAAAUCUUUGAAAUCUAUUGAGAUAGGUCAAUCUCAAUGUGUAAGUGCUCCUGUAGAUAUUUCCAAUUCAGGAAAGAAGGAUACUAAUGAGGCAGAGCAGAACCAAGGAAAAGAUGAAUUAUUAAAAGAAAGAUCUGUGCGGUUAUCUGAAUAUGAAGAAACAAGUUCAGAAACAGGUGGUAAUCAUAACCAUCAUAGCAGGUAUGAGAAGACAAGCAGCACUGAGGAAGCCCAGGGAAAGGUGACCCAAGGAAAUGGAAUAGCUCACAUGGGUGUAAAGGAAGUGAAUGAUAAUAGGACUACUGAAGAUGAAAGCUCAGAUGCUUCAGUUGACCAAAGUAAGCAAAUUCCGUCCGCAAAGUCUGAAGAAGCCUUACCUUUUGUGACAGCAUCUCCUCAGCCAGAGCCAAUGGAAAAUGUGGGCAACAAUAACCAGACAAAUGAAGAAAAAAACAACAAUAACCAGACAAAUGAAGAAAAAAACGUGCAGCCUAUGACAGACCAAAAUAAGCAAGGGUGUACCAAAUCUGAGGAAACUUCUCCAUUCUUUGUACAAGCUCCUAAUCCUCCCUCUUUAAAUGUUUCACAGGCAUUAGAUGCGUUGACAGGUCUGGAUGAUUCCACCCAAAUGGCUGUCAACAGUGUUUUUGGAGUUAUAGAAGAUAUGAUUAUUCAGUUGGAGGGAAAAGACAACAGAAACGAUGGAAAGGAAGAUAAGAUUGAGGACAGGGUUGAGGAUGAGAAUGAGAAACCUGGUUCUGCAUCCGAGCCUUCUGUCACUAGUGAACACAAAUUGGAAAUUGAAGAAGACAGUGAGAAGGGAAUGAGCUCAGAGGCCAAUCAGUUACAAUCAUGUGAUAAUCCUGUAGACAAUUCCUGCGAGAAAUGUGCAGAACCACCUCAAGACACAAGAAAUGGAUGGGAUGAGAGGAAACUCACAGAUAACCCUAGUUCACUUUAUAAAAGCUCUACUGGUGGUUUCUGGGGAUAUUUCAAUGGUAAUAAUCUAUAUAAAGAGGACAAAAAGAGGAAAGUAGAUUUGACAAGAUCCAAAUUUUUGGUGGAGAAUUUGGAUAAAUCUAAACCUGUACACAAAUUUCCACUGUACGUAACUAUAAAUCCAUACAGAGACUCACAGUACAGCGAAUACCUAAAUAAGUAUCUUCUUUCAAAAAUGUCAAACACCACAUCUCUAGAUUUGGAUACGACUACUGAUUUAUUGCUUGACUACAUUCCAGAAGAAGGACAAUGGAAGCUCUUGGAUCAACCUGGAAACUCUAGAAAUUUGGGUGUUGACCGGAAGGGUCAGGAUAUCUGCUCAACACCAGAUGUAUAUGAUGUGAAUAAAAUUAUUGAACCAUCCUAUGUUAUAUUAGAUACUGAAAAAGAAAUGCAACAGAUUGAAGAAUAUGGGACAGUAGAAGAUUUUAAUCAGAAAGCUCAAAUUGGUUCUGAUGUAUCUUCUGAGGAGCUGACACAAUUUAUUAAGAGUAUUAUACUGGAUUCUUUAAAAUUUGAAGUUGAUCGGAAGCUAGGUGCAUCUACUGUGAAAGCUAUGGAGUCUGAUCUUACUCAAGAUUUAGAGCAAGUUGCAAAUGCAGUGAGCCUGGCAAUAGGACGGAGUGAGGAGCUGAUCUGGUCUUUGGCGAGUAAAGACCCUGCUUCCAGGAAGUUUGGCACACUUAAUGGAGAGCUUAUUAUAAAUACAAUUUCAUCUGCUAUUCAGGAUGCCAAUUAUUUGGGUAAAGUGUUGCCAAUUGGUGUUAUUAUAGGCUCCAGCUUGGCCGCUCUGCGAAAACACUUCAGCGUAGCUACAAUUGAUCCAGCUGACAGUAUGGGGGAAGAAUAUUAUGGUCAAGUUGGUCAGAUGGGGAGCCGUCAUAAACCUGUUGAAAAGAAGGAUCAAUUUUCUGACAUGGAUGGCUUAUCAAGCAGAGUUGAAGGGAAAGUUCAGGGAGUUAAUCUAAAGAAUGACACUAUGAUGGUUGGUGCUGUUACAGCUGCCCUGGGUGCAUCUGCAUUGAUGGUACACCAACAGAGAGCUCCAGAGAGAAGUGUUGAAAUCACUGAAGUUUCUUCCACGUCUCUCAAUGUGAGAGGAGGUCAUGAGAUGGAACCUGAUAAGCUUCAAGAGGAAAUAUCAGAAAAAAACCAGAAUAAUAUAGUUACUUGCCUUGCUGAGAAAGCCAUGGCAGUUGCUGGUCCGGUAGUACCGACUAAGAAUGAUGGUGAAGUGGAUCAGGAAAGGCUGGUUGCAAUGCUGGCAGACUUGGGGCAAAAGGGUGGAAUGUUGAGGCUUGUUGGUAAAAUUGCUUUGCUUUGGGGGGGUAUUCGUGGUGCUAUGAGUUUGACUGACAGGCUUAUCUCAUUCUUGCGUCUCGCUGAGCGUCCCUUGGUUCAGAGGAUUCUUGGGUUUGUCUUCAUGGUGCUUGUUCUAUGGUCACCAGUGGUUGUUCCUCUACUUCCAACACUUGUGCAGGGGUGGGCAACACAUAAUUCCAAUGGAAUUGCUAAAUAUGCUUGCAUCGGAGGCCUUCACACUGCUGUUCUGAUCCUCAUUAUGUUGUGGGGCAAAAGAAUCCGAGGAUAUGAAAAUCCACUUGAGCAAUAUGGGCUGGAUUUGACAUCAUUGCAAAAGCUCCAUGACUGUCUGAAGGGUUUGACAGCAGGAGUCAUGCUCGUCUUAUCAAUACAUUCUGUGAAUGCAUUACUUGGUUGGGCCUGUUUCUCUUGGCCAAGCCGUGUGCCUUCAUCUUUAUCAGAUGCUGUAGCAUGUCUCAAAGUGUGUGGAGAAAUUUUUGUACUGACCGGUCAAGGAAUCAUGGCAGCAAUUGGUAUUGCCAUUGCAGAAGAAUUGCUUUUCAGGUCAUGGUUACCUGAAGAAAUAGCUGUGGAUCUUGGCUAUCACCAAGCAAUUAUCAUUUCAGGGCUUACAUUUUCUAUACUCCAGAGGUCUGCUCGUGCCGUACCAGGUUUGUGGCUAUUGUCUUUGGCUCUCUCUGGGAUUCAGCAAAGAAGCAGUGGCAGUCUUUCCAUUCCAAUUGGGAUGCGUGCAGGCAUCAUAGCUACCAAUUUCAUCCUACAGAAGGGCGGCUUCUUAGCCUACAAGGGCAGUGGUCCUCUCUGGUUAACUGGGUCUCAUCCAUUCCAACCAUUCAGUGGAGCUGUUGGUCUGGCCAUAUCCUUGUUAUUAGCUAUAGCUCUGUAUCCACAAAAGCCUCUACAGAGGAAGAAAAUUAUGAAGGCCACUUGAGAAGAGAGGUGAGAUAACGCUUAGUUGAGUUGUAUCUGGAAGUAGGCGAUCAAUUUGCAUAAUUUAGCAGUCUUGAGGACUGACCAUGAAGGAAAAUGCAAAUUUUGGGAUGAUAGGGUGGGUUGUACAAAAUUGUACAGUGUGGUUAGAGUUGUGAUGGUCGAGCCGGUGCUGGUAGCCUCUGAAGGAAGUGUUCUCAGGACGCUUUUGGGGGAAGGAACAAAGAGAAAUGAAAAAGGAAACUUGAGAGAGAAUCAGUAAAGGUAGGAUGGGUCGCUGGGUCGCCUGGUGUGGUCAUAUCUUUUUCUCUGUCAAGCCGGUAAUUUUUUGGUGUAUACCUUGUAAAGAGAAAUCCAGGAGCAAAAGAUAAAUGGAAUGGAAGAAAAUUUUGCCA